GUAUAGUUUGAUAGCCAGCUCUAUAAGCUUUAAUUUGAUAUGGGGCUUAGGUAUCUACCGCUUAAACCAGAUGCGCUGCAUUGCUUGGACGCGAGACACCCCUGAAGGUAUACGGUAACCUUAAUUGGAAAAUCCCAAACCCUUCCUUGCCAUACUGACCUCACUAUUGCUUGGUGAAUAUGACAAGGUUUCAGUCUUAGAAUAUAACUCACAAGACUUCACUUAGUAAUAAUAAGAAGUUAUGAUACAACCAGUAUAUACACAUCAGGUUUUACAGUACUUACUACAGUUGAGGGAUGUCAGUUUAGGUUCUUGCAAAGAAUAAAUUGAAGUUACAUGUAUGUCAUAUGUACAACUUUACUCCAUGUGCUCAUUGGUAAUGUCCAAUACAAUAAUUAGAACAUUUUAUUAUUUUUCAGAUCUCUUGAUAAACAAGGCAGAUUCAACAAAGGUAGCUGAGUCCUGGGUGGGCCGUAAGAUUACAGUGGUCUGUGCAGUUAAGGUGCCUGAGAGCAUUCAAAAGAAUGUCAUGUUUUCUUGGACGCAUAUACCAUCAAACAGAACUGUGCCUAGAGAAUUCCAUGACGACAUGAGAAGUAAAAGCUUCUUGGCAAUAACCACAAACAAAGAUGAAGACUUCGAGACAUUGCAGUGCAAGGCAGAAACCAAGUCAACAGUGAAAUUCCACAUAAUCAACAUAACCAAACUAAGUGCACCAUCUGAACCCAGAAAUCUCAAGACAGAAGUAGUAUUUAACACUAAAAGUGCACAAACCUUCAUUAGGCUUUACUGGGACCCUCCUGCAGAAAAUGGUGGUUCUGUAGUUGAAAAAUACAUUAUUCAGUACAUAGUAAGUGGACUUCCGUGGAAUUCACCUCACACAGUUGAAACAAAAGACACUGCAUUUGAGAAGUUGCAUGUAAAGCUGCGAAGUGGAGGAAAGUAUAGUGCAAGAGUCAGGGCACAAAACAAGGCAGGGCUUGGACCAGCAUCAAAUGAAGUGCUCAUAAACCUUGGUAUGUCUGAGGUUAUAGAAAAAAUUUGCAAUUUUUUACUCUUAGGCUGAGUGGGUUUUCUGUUCUGUGUUACUGUCUCAUAUGUGCUUACAGUUUGAGUCAUUAGAUUAUUCGUGACAUCUAAAUAUUUAUCUGUAUCUAAUUAAUGUCUAACCAGAUUGGUGAAAUGUCUGAUUUAAAUGAGAUAUGAAAUUGUCCUACUUUGUAGUCCACCUUCCUGUUCACAAGGCCA
This is a messenger RNA of Orbicella faveolata, 1248 nucleotides long. RefSeq lists its product as uncharacterized. NCBI's taxonomy places the organism in Eukaryota, Metazoa, Cnidaria, Anthozoa, Scleractinia, Merulinidae. Gene Ontology annotation, molecular function: protein binding. The record is from RefSeq and is a predicted model, not a curated record.